Phalaenopsis equestris is the source of this 2142-nucleotide messenger RNA. RefSeq names its product pumilio homolog 3-like. The transcript has 7 exons. Lineage: Eukaryota; Viridiplantae; Streptophyta; Magnoliopsida; Asparagales; Orchidaceae. Gene Ontology annotation, biological process: post-transcriptional regulation of gene expression. Gene Ontology annotation, molecular function: mRNA binding. The annotation marks the transcript as partial. The record is from RefSeq and is a predicted model, not a curated record. Gene Ontology annotation, cellular component: cytoplasm.
GUGAACAUUUUUUUAUUGCAGGAAGAUGUGAACCAUUCUUGUACCAGCGUAAUUGGAAAACUUCCACGUCCACCCAGUCAAAAUGCCGUUGGAACUUUGGAAGGAAUUCGAUCUGGAAGAACUUCACCAGGACUCGUUAGGGCUCAAAGCCUUGGUUCUAAAGCUGCUCAGUCUUUCGCGUCCGCCGUCGAUCCUUCACUAACCAUAAGUCGAACCCCAGAAUCUCUAGUCAUUGGUAGAGCAUCGAGCCCAUGCCUCCCCUCUAUUGGAAGUCAAACUUUUGAUGUCGACUCAAAAAAGACAUCCAAUGGCUUCAACAGACUUCCAACUAAGGUAACGGAUUACGCUGAUGUAGCAGCUGCUUUGGCUGGCCUAAAUCUCUCCGGCAAAAUAGGAAAUAGAGAUAAUGUUGUACAAAACAAAUUUCUGCAUGGUUCUGAUCUGUAUAAUACUUCUUCAAUCCCUGGACUUGCAUGCAAUGAGUUCUCCAAGAACUCCGGCUUUCUUAAAGAUGAUAUAGCUGCAAUGGGCUCAAAUGAACAAAUUAACAUGCAGCAAUGUUUACCAUCUAGCAAUUUAUCGAAGAAAAUGGCUCCUGCGAGGAAAUCCAGUUUUACAGGAUCUAGUGGUCGUUAUCAACCGGAUUCUUUAAAUGCUAAUCUCACUGAAAGCAAUCCAAAUGCUUACCUUCUCAAUCAUGGCGUCCCAUCGAUCCUGAAUAAUCAUCUUGAUGCAGGAACCCAAGAAGGAUCAGGCUACCACCCUGUAUCUGUUGUAGAUCCAUUAUAUGUACAAUACUUACAGGGAGCUUCUGGCUCCACCUCUCCAUAUUCUGGAAACCUAAAUGACCCUACUCUAGGAGGAAAUCUUCUAAGUUCUUCACUUACAGAGUUAACUCCGUAUCAAAAAGUAUAUCUUGAAGCACUGCUUGUACAACAGAAAUUACAGUAUGGCGGAUCCUUAAGCAAAGAUGGCACCUUGGGCAAUGGCUUCUAUGGAGCUUCUGGUUUAGGUUUAGGCAUGCAGUAUCCAACAGCUGCUUUAUCUGCUGGUCUUCUUUCUUCUUUGGGCGCCGGAAGUUCAAGGCCUAAUGAUCGACUAUCGAGGUUACCGCCCAUGGUGCGAAGUUCGGUAGGGGUACCGAAGGGAUUAUGGAACUACGAAAAUGGUAUUAUGGAGGAAAGUUUUCCAUCGUCAUUACUGGAAGAGUUCAAGAACAAUAAGACUAGUUCAUUUGAACUCUCAGAUAUUGUGAAUCAUGUAUUUGAAUUCAGUACGGAUCAGUACGGUAGCCGUUUUAUACAACAAAAAUUAGAAACAGCCUCCAUUGAAGAAAAAAAUAAAAUUUUUCCGGAGAUCUUCUUGCAUGCUCGUGCUUUAAUGAUUGAUGUUUUUGGUAAUUAUGUAAUACAAAAGUUCUUUGAACAUGGGACAGGGAACCAGAGAAGUCAGCUUGCCAGUCAAAUUUUUGGACACGUUUUGGCGCUCAGUCUUCAAAUGUAUGGGUGCAGAGUCAUUCAGAAGGCUUUGGAAGUCGUCGACACAGAACAACAAACGCAAAUUGUAUCUGAGCUGGACGGUUCGGUUAUGAAAUGCGUUCGAGAUCAAAAUGGCAACCAUGUUAUUCAGAAGUGCAUCGAAUGUGUUCCUCAAGAAAGGAUUCAGUUUAUUAUUUCUGCAUUUUAUGGACAAGUUGUGGCACUCUCUACCCAUCCCUAUGGCUGCAGAGUUAUACAGAGAGUUCUGGAGCACUGUAAUGAUGCACAGACAGAAAGCAUUAUGAUGGAUGAGAUCCUGCAAUCUGUUUGUACCUUGGCGGAAGAUCAAUAUGGAAAUUAUGUGGUUCAAGUGGAGGGCUCAGUGGAUGAAAAAUCAACUAACUCAGCUGAAGAGUAUGAUGACUUGGCCAUGCUCGAUGGCUUAGAGGACGGCUAUUCCUCUUCAGAUAAUGAGCCACCAGAGGCUAAUUGCAAGAGACUAACAAAUGGGAGGCUUACCGAAAUUAAUUCAGUUAAGAAAAUAGAGCUCUUGGAGCUGAGACAGAAAUACCAACAGAGCCUGGAUUUGUUCUUCCAGAAUAAUGAAACUUUGAACCAGGCAUGGAAUUCUCACUUUAAUUCUGUGAAAGUACCAUUUGCUUAG